AUAGAUAUACAGUUGGUGAUGUCAUAUGUAUUUGUUAAAUUUAUAACAGCAAUUGCAGUUUUUCUGCAAAUAUAUGAUUGUCACUCCUUAAAAUAGGAAUAUCUAUGCAAACUUCUAUCGUCUGUAUAAACUAAUUACAGUAAAAGUGCAUUUGUGCACUGUUAUGAUGUAAAUAUCAUGAUUUAUAAUGUUCUUAGAUAAACAUGAAACCACGGCAUGUAAUUUUUGUUGGUAACAUUGUUCCCAUAUAAGUAAUACAACGAUAUUUGGUCCAAUGAAGUUCCCAUAAAUGCAAAGACCGCAUUUAAAAAUGGGAAAGAAACAGUUGUUUCUUAAUGCGUUUAUAAUAUUAACUACAGUAUGUGUAACUAAUACUGAAACAGCCAGUGACAAAAUCAUCUUCCUUCAUCAAAAAAACAAACCAAUAUCUAAAGUAGAACCACUUAGUGGACCUUGCUGUGUUUUGCCGCUAUGUACACACGCCCAGUGUUACCAAACGAUUAGCUGUGGAGACCUUUGUACCAAAAAAGAAUUAUUGACACAAACUCAAGAUUACAGUACUUCUGGAUAUAAGAUAAGAAUAGCUUACACCAAAACAGAUUGUCACUUUGAAAAAUGCCACACUUUCCAACACUCCUGCCAUCAUUGUCCAGAUCCCAAUAAGGAUAACUUUAAUAUACAGAGAGUUAAUAAAAUAUGUAAACCAUGUUAUUAUUUAUAAAAAUUAGUUUGUGUUUAAAAAUAAAAGGUAAUAAAUAAAAAUAUUUAUAAAAAAUAA
Molecule: messenger RNA, 778 nt
Organism: Diabrotica virgifera virgifera (western corn rootworm)
Lineage: Eukaryota; Metazoa; Arthropoda; Insecta; Coleoptera; Chrysomelidae
Exons: 3
Coding region: 290-721 (143 amino acids)
Source: RefSeq, a predicted model, not a curated record